AUGGCGGCGGGCGGUGGCGUCAGACUACAGCCCGACCAGAGUGCUGGAGAGUGGGGGGGCUGGGUGGGUGUGCGGAAUGUUGCCUUCUCACUGGGUCUGUAUAACUGGACCGUACCCGAGUGUGAUUACUCCCCCCUGGCUCUGACCCUGCUGGUCUCUGUGUCACGGGCGUUGACGUUUGAGGCUGCGCGGAAGGAGGCUCUGGCCUUAGAAGAGGAUCGGGCCCAGGAAGAUGACCUGCCCUCCUGCAUGGUGGUCCGAAACUCUGAAGCUGCUGCUGCAACAACCCCAACCGUCGACUGGAAGCAGGAGCUUCGAGCAGAAAUUAUGAAGGACGUUAAAGAACAGAUGACCCAGCUGUCCAAGGUACAUGGUAUUCAAGUACCUUCUCGAGGGGUCGUGGUCGUCCGUGAUGACUGCCUAGGCUCCCACAGGGCGCUCUUAGGCAUGAACGUAAUUGCCUCAUGCUGGGAGGAGUUGUUCCAGUUAAAGAGCCCUCCAUCGGCUGGGAGUCGCAGGACUGCAGAUGCAAAGGAGUGGGAACAGGUCUUCACCGAUUGCCAUCGAAUCCAAGCCGCGACUGCCCAGCAAGAGACAACGGAUACUGCUCGAGUUUCCUGCCGGUAUGCAAUUAGCGUUCCUGCUAAUAGUGAGGCCCUAGUUUGGGCCAAGCUGCCAAGUCGAACCCGCUGCCAGAACACAUGUGUGCUGGUAGAAGCGCACGAAGAGCGCCAGGGUGUGGAGGUGGCCAGAGCUCUGACGAGGGUGCACAGAGGACGGGUGCCAGUGCGGGUGCGCAACCUCCUGCCACACCCUGUGCUCCUCCAUCGACAUCACAAGCUGGCUAAGGUGACUGGGGUGGACGCUACUCAGGUGGUGGAUGGCCCAGAUAUUCACUUGUCUGAGGUGAGUCCUGGGGUGAUAGAGGUGAGCGUGGUACAAUUGGGGACAGACUUGAAGGACAUGGGGGAGGGGCUUCCUGAACAUCUUUCAUGUGAGUCCCUACAGGGUGAUGGCCUCAGCACUGACCAACAACAACAGCUCAGCCAGUUCCUGGCAAAGUGGCAACACGUGUUUUCAUCUCAUGAAGAAGACUAUGGGUGCACUGACCUGGUGACCCAUCAUAUACCCACAGGUGAGGCCCCACCUAUCCGAGAGAGGUACAGGCCCGUACCCCCCACCCUCUACAAAGAGAUCAGGACCUUAUUACAAGGUAUGUUGGAGAGUGGGGUGGUUCGGGAAAGCAGCAGCCCUUGGGCUGCCCCAGUGGUAUUAGUCCAGAAAAAGAAUGGGACUUGGAGAUUUUGCGUAGAUUAUCGCAAAUUGAACAGCGUUACUAGGAAAGAUGCCUACCCUCUGCCCAGAAUAGAAGACUCUUUAACCAGUUUGAGCCAAGCUGCGUGGUACUCCACCCUAGACUUGGCAAGCGGGUACUGGCAAGUCCGCGUUGAGGCGAAAGACCGGGAGAAGACCGCCUUCACCACUCCAUUUGGGCUCUACGAGUGGGACAGGAUGCCCUUUGGACUCUCUAUGGACUUCCUCACUUUGAGUCGACCCACAGAUCGUUAUCAGAACAUCCUUGUAAUAACAGACCUGUUCACUAAGUUUGCUUGGGCGGUUCCAACACUGGACCAGACUGCUGUGACCACCGCCCAAGCCCUGUGGAAAACCGUGCUACAGCCUUUUGGGUGCCCAGAGGUCUUCCACUCUGACCAGGGUGCCAACUUUGAGUCCGCUGUGAUUCGGGAGUUGUGCCAGAUCUACGGCUGCCGGGCAGAGCCAACCGGACCUGCCGGUCUACACGGUGAGGCCCGAGGGCAAACCAGGCCCGGAACGGGUCCUGCACCGCAACCUGUUGCGACCAUGCCCUCACUACCCGACAACACUAGAGGGAGCUACAGACCAGCCAACACCUACACCCCAACCACCCCAGCCACUGAUGGGAUGGACAUGGACUCCGGCAAUGCCAGGGCCGCCAGCUGA
Molecule: messenger RNA, 1983 nt
Organism: Sardina pilchardus (European sardine)
Lineage: Eukaryota; Metazoa; Chordata; Actinopteri; Clupeiformes; Clupeidae
Exons: 6
Coding region: 1-1983 (660 amino acids)
Biological process (GO): DNA integration
Molecular function (GO): nucleic acid binding
Source: RefSeq, a predicted model, not a curated record